Prionailurus viverrinus (fishing cat) is the source of this 859-nucleotide messenger RNA. It is a transcript of the gene TMEM74B, whose product is annotated as transmembrane protein 74B. NCBI's taxonomy places the organism in Eukaryota, Metazoa, Chordata, Mammalia, Carnivora, Felidae. The coding region runs from base 161 to 859 and encodes 232 amino acids. The record is from RefSeq and is a predicted model, not a curated record. The transcript is spliced from 2 exons.
UCACAAACCGCGAGAUCAUGACCUGAGCCGAAGCCGGACGCUUAACCAACUGAGUCAUCCAGGAGGGAAUAACUCCUACGAGAUCAGGCAAAGCGCCAGUCCAGCUGGAGGGUCCCGAGCUGCCAAGGGGCCAAGGGAUGAGCGGGGGCCCUCCUUCCCAAUGGCAUCUCCCCCCAGCCUGGAACUGAAGACACUGCACAAUGGCCCCCAGAUCCCAAGGAGACCAGCCCCUCUGGGCCCGGUGGGCCCACCCAGGGAGGGUGUGGAGAAUGCCUGCUUUUCCUCAGAGGAGCGUGAGACCCAUUUCCAGAACCCUGGGGACACCAGACUGGGCAGCUCCCCCAGCCCCCCUGGGGGCGUCCCCUCACGACCCCGAUCCCAGCGGGACGAUCUAUCCCUGCGUUCAGAAGAGGGGCCAGGCCUGGAGCCCGUGAGCCGCCCGGUGGAUUAUGGCUUUGUUUCUGCUCUGGUUUUUCUGGUGAGUGGGAUCCUCCUGGUGGUGACUGCAUACGCCAUCCCCCGUGAGGCCCGCGUCAACCCUGACACGGUGACAGCGCGGGAGAUGGAACGACUCGAGAUGUACUAUGCCCGCCUGGGCUCCCACCUGGACAAGUGCAUCAUCGCGGGCCUGGGGCUGCUCACAGUGGGUGGCAUCCUCUUGUCAGUGCUGCUGAUGGUCUCCCUGUGCAAGGGCGAGCUGUACCGCCGGCCCACCUUCGUCCCUGGCAGGGGCUCCAGGAAGACCUAUGGCUCCAUUAACCUGCGCAUGAGACAGCUCAAUGGGGACGGGGGCCAGGCUCUGGUGGAGAACGAAGUUGUCCAGGUCUCAGAGACCAGCCACACCCUCCAGGGGUCUUAA